AGUUUUAGUUGAAGAAAGAGACUUGCACCAGGAGGCAACUCUCGGAAUUCACAUCUGAAACCACACUCCUCAGUUUGCCUGAGACCUCCGGAGGGGAAACGCAAUGGUCGGAUAAAUUGCCCUCAUAUGUGAUCUCUGAGUUUUGUCUUUUAUACAAAUCUCCCCAAGUUCUGUUUUUUAAACAUUCCAUUCAUUCUUGCCACGAGUUUUUUUUUGCAAAGAAAACUCAACAAGUUUGACCCGCGCGAGUGAAAAUUAGAACAUCAACGUGUCUUCAAUCAACGUUAGUUUAAGAGAACAAACAUGGCAGUGUUUGGCUUAGUAUCCGCUGUUGCCGGAUUCGUAAAGGUCCGGUAUCUUAUUGAUAAGGCCAUAAUCGAUAAUAUGAUCUUCAGAUGCCACUAUAGGAUAACAAGUGCAAUCCUAUUUGUCUGCUGCAUCAUUGUGACAGCUAAUAAUUUAAUAGGUGAUCCAAUUUCCUGUAUUAACGACGGGGCCGUCCCAACUCAUGUGAUCAACACAUACUGCUGGAUCACGUACACUUUCUCCAUUCCCGGACAACAUGGGAGAGCAAUUGGGACAGAAGUUGCACAUUCGGGAUUGGGCAAUGACAAUGCUGAGAAAACUUUCCACAGCUACUACCAGUGGGUUCCCUUCAUGCUCUUCUUCCAGGGAAUUCUCUUCUACAUUCCUCACUGGUUCUGGAAGAACAUUGAAGAUGGCAAGAUUCGUAUGAUCUCCGAAGGAAUGCGCGGUUUCCUGAUAUCCAAUCCAGACGAAAGAAUUUCGCGACAGAGUCGCCUUGUGCAGUACAUGGUGGACAGUUUGAGUACACACAACACCUACGCCACUGGCUACUUCAUCUGCGAAAUUCUCAAUUUUAUCAACGUAGUGGGAAAUAUCUUCUUUGUGGACAAAUUCCUGGGAGGUGCUUUCCUCACCUACGGAACGGAUGUGGUCAAAUUCAGCAAUAUGAAUCAAGAAAGUCGCUACGAUCCUAUGGUGGAGGUUUUCCCGAGAGUAACCAAGUGUACAUUCCACAAAUACGGAUCUUCGGGAAGUAUUCAGAAGCACGAUGCCCUCUGUGUUCUUGCGCUCAACAUUCUCAAUGAGAAGAUCUACAUAUUCCUCUGGUUCUGGUUUAUCAUUCUAUCUGUACUAUCUGGACUGGCCAUCAUCUAUUCUGCUGUCAUCGUUAUGAUGCCAACUACACGUGAAUUUAUUCUAAAGCGUCGCCUUCGCUACAAUACAUCGCCGGAAAUUGAUUCUAUGAUUAGGAAAAUUGAGGUCGGAGAUUUCCUCCUUCUCCAUUUACUGGGACAAAAUAUAAAUGUGGCAUCAUUUGGGCACAUUCUGGAGUUACUCUGCCAUCAAAUUGGCGAGAGUCCCGAUGUGACUCCAUCCGCCCCAUCAACCCUCGAAAUGGCACCGCCUGCCCUCGAAAUGGAUCCAAUUAGUAAUCCAUUGUUGAAGAAUCUUCAAAUGGAAAAAGUCUGAUAGUGUGUCUGUGUGCGUGCGUGAAAAGUGCCAAGAAAGCGCGGAAAUUUUAUUGUGACGUAGAAAGGAUUCAGAUUUAAUCCUACAUUGAAGAGGAUUCUUAAAGCAUUUUUCCCCAAUUUUUUUUUAGGUAGAAUUUGUGCAAAAUUUUAGCAUUUAGAAAAACUCAUUUUAUCUCAUAACAAAGUGAUAUCUUUUAAAUUUCGUGAGAGUAUUUUAUUGAUAGAGAAAAAUCAUCAUUCCCUUUGAAAGCAUCUUAUAUAUUUUUUUUAUCCUCAAAUAAAUAAAAAAUAAAACGAUCAAUAUUUUAUCAACAUUUUCUAAAUGACGCCAUAUUUACUUUAGAAUUUUAUUUAAGGAUUUAUUUUAUUUUAAAAAUGUUUGUUUUAAGAUUUUUAAAACACUCAUCAAGGUGGAAUUAUCGUACAAGCAGUUUUUAUAGUUAUUUACUUAUUUACUCUCUGUCAUUUACUUAUCAAAUAUUUUCCCUCUCCGUUUUGUAUGCAUUUUUAUUUGUCGAUUCGAUAAAAAUCUCAUAUUUCACUUUUGCACAACAAUAUCGUAUUUAUCCAAGACUGCAGAGAUCAAUAAAAAAAAUUGCUGUGCAAUUGAAUGAAAAAGAAAACACUCGCGUAAAUAUUUUCUUUGUAAUGAAUUACUUGUUAAAUUGAUAAGGAAAAAAAACACAGAGUUUGGUUUGAAAAGAAGAAUUUAGAUAAGUAAUUCGAGUAGUUAGAAAAAAAAGCAAAAGUAUUUGCAAAAUCAGAAGGUAAUAUUUUCAUGAUUUAUUUGUAUUUUUAGGUAUAAUAAAUAUUUUAAUAAUAAACAAUAAGAUAAGUAAAAGUGCUAAGGAGCUGCCUGAAUAUUUUGUGAUUAAUAAAUAUUCGCAGAAUUUAUCAAAA
Molecule: messenger RNA, 2399 nt
Organism: Lutzomyia longipalpis
Lineage: Eukaryota; Metazoa; Arthropoda; Insecta; Diptera; Psychodidae
Product: innexin inx3
Exons: 6
Coding region: 304-1497 (397 amino acids)
Biological process (GO): phototransduction
Cellular component (GO): plasma membrane; gap junction
Molecular function (GO): gap junction channel activity
Source: RefSeq, a predicted model, not a curated record